AUGAGUCGGAUCUCUUUCAGAUCAUCUACUGGAGGGGGCAUGAGGGGCUUUAGCUCAGGCUCUGCUAUCGUAGGAGGUGGCGGUGGUACCAGAAGCAGUUUUAGCUCCGUCUCUGUCUCCAGAGUUGGAGGAGGAAGAGCUGGAGGUGGAGGCGGCUUUGGAGCUGGUGGUGGCUUCGGCAGCAGAAGUCUCUAUAACCUAGGAGGAAGCAAAAGAAUUUCCUACAGCUCGGUCGGUGGAGGUCUACGGAGCGGAGCUGGUGGCGGAUACGGUUUUGGUGGAGGAGCUGGCUUUGGUCUUGGCUAUGGUAGUGGAGCUGGCGCUGGUUUUGGCUUAGGAGGAGCUGGUGGUGGUGGCGGCUAUGGGCUGGGCAGUGGAUUUGGGCUGGGAGGUCCCGGAUUUGGUGGUCGAGGUGGCCCCGGGUUCCCUGUUUGCCCACCCGGUGGCAUCCACGAAGUGACUGUCAACCAGAGCCUCCUGGCACCCCUCAAGCUGGAUAUCGACCCAGAAAUCCAGAAGGUGCGAACACAGGAGCGGGAGCAGAUCAAGACCCUGAACAACAAAUUUGCCUCCUUCAUCGACAAGGUGCGCUUUUUGGAGCAGCAGAACAAAGUGCUGGAGACCAAGUGGAGCCUCCUGCAAGAGCAAGGUCACACCGUCACCAGGAAGUCCCUUGAGCCCCUUUUCGAAGCCUACAUCAACAACCUCCGGCGGCAGCUGGACAGUCUUAUGGGAGAGAGGGGCCGGUUGGACUCUGAACUGAGGAACAUGCAGGACAUGGUGGAAGACUUUAAGAACAAAUAUGAAGAUGAGAUCAACCGGCGCACUGGUGCAGAGAACGAGUUCGUGGUCCUCAAGAAGGAUGUGGAUGGUGCUUACAUGAACAAGGUCGAGCUGCAGGCCAAAGCAGAUGCGCUGGCAGAUGAAAUUAACUUCCUGAGAGCUCUCUACGAGGCGGAAUUGUCCCAGAUGCAGCAGCAGGUAUCCGACACCUCCGUAGUCCUGUCCAUGGACAAUAACCGUAACUUGGACCUCAACAGCAUCAUCGCCGAGGUCAAAGCGCAGUACGAGGACAUUGCCAACCGGAGCCGGGCAGAGGCUGAGGCUUGGUACCAGAACAAGUACGAGGAGCUCCAGGUCUCUGCUGGGCGACAUGGUGACGACCUGCGUAACACCAAGAUAGAAAUUUCAGAGAUCAACCGGAUGGUCCAGAGGCUGCGGAACGAGAUUGAGAGCGUGAAGAAACAGUGUGCCAACCUCCAAGCUGCCAUCGCCGAGGCGGAGGAGCGCGGGGAGCUGGCCCUCAAGGAUGCCAAGGCCAAACUGGCCGAGCUGGAGGAUGCUCUGCAGAAAGCCAAGGCUGACCUGGCCCGGCAGCUGCGUGAGUACCAGGAGCUGAUGAACGUCAAGCUGGCCCUGGACAUCGAGAUCGCGACCUACAGGAAGCUGCUGGAGGGCGAGGAGAGCAGGCUUGCUGGAGAGGGAGUCGGAGCCGUGAGCGUCUCUGUGGUCAGCAGCUCCAGUGGGAUGGGCUACGGCGGUGGCAGCUCCCUGGGCAUGGGUGGAGGUCUCGGCAUGGGAGGCGGCGGAUACAGCAUGAGCAGCAGCGGUGGCGGCUUCGGAGGCGGGAGUGGAGGGUUCGGCGGGGGGCUCAGCUACGGUGGAGGCAGCACCUUCAGCUCCGGGAGCAGCCGAGGUGUCAGCUCCAGCACGGGAGGCAGCGUGAGGAUCAUUUCCAAGACCACCACUAGCAAAAAGACCACCAGAUAAGGAUGGCGAGCAUGGGGCCCCCCUGUGGGGACAACGGCGUGUUUUCUGCCUUCUGAAAGCAAGUGCUGCCCUAAGAAUCAAUGGUGUAAAUAGCUGCGCUAGACCCUCUCCUUCCUCCGUCCUUCACCCUCCACCUUUGGGGC
Falco peregrinus (peregrine falcon) is the source of this 1913-nucleotide messenger RNA. Its product is annotated as keratin, type II cytoskeletal 6A-like. Gene Ontology annotation, biological process: keratinization; intermediate filament organization. Gene Ontology annotation, cellular component: keratin filament. The transcript is spliced from 9 exons. Bases 1 to 1770 code for a protein of 589 amino acids. NCBI's taxonomy places the organism in Eukaryota, Metazoa, Chordata, Aves, Falconiformes, Falconidae. The record is from RefSeq and is a predicted model, not a curated record. Gene Ontology annotation, molecular function: structural constituent of skin epidermis.